AGUGGAACCUACCUAAAUGGUCGCCGAAGGGGGGCGUCGGGAAUCUGGUGGGGACUUACGAUCUCUGCCAGAGAGUCCUUCAGGAAAUUAUCCAACAGUCACCACAGGGAUCUCUUGUUGGCUGCUCACUGUUCCAUCGUUUAACAAAGAACAACUAAACAACCCUUCACCAUGGCGGACGAUGAGAGAAAGAAACUGGAGGAGGAAAAGAAGAGGAAGCAGGCGGAGAUCGAGCGCAAGAGGGCCGAAGUCAGGGCCCGCAUGGAAGAGGCCUCGAAAGCCAAGAAGGCCAAGAAAGGUUUCAUGACCCCUGAGAGAAAGAAGAAACUUAGGUUGCUGUUAAGAAAGAAAGCCGCUGAGGAAUUGAAGAAAGAGCAAGAACGCAAAGCCGCCGAAAGAAGACGCAUCAUUGAGGAGCGUUGCGGUAAACCCAAGCUCAUCGACGAUGCCAAUGAAGCUGAACUUCAAACUAUUUGUCAAAGCUAUCACCAAAGAAUUGCGAAACUUGAAGGGGAUAAAUAUGACUUGGAAAUAAUCGAAAAGCAAAAAGCCCGUGAGAUCUCCGACCUCAACAGUCAAGUCAACGACCUUAGGGGCAAAUUCGUCAAACCAACCUUGAAGAAAGUCUCCAAAUACGAGAACAAAUUCGCCAAGUUACAAAAGAAGGCCGCUGAGUUUAACUUCAGGAAUCAACUCAAAGUUGUAAAGAAGAAGGAGUUCACCCUUGAAGAAGAAGACAAAGAGAAGAAACCAGAUUGGUCCAAGAAGGGAGAGGAAAAGAAGGAAAACGGGGAAGAAGGCGAAGCCCCGCCUGCAGAAGGUCAACCUCCUGCCGAAGGCGGUCCUGCCCCUGAAGGAGCACCUCCUUCAGAAGGUGCUCCGCCCGCCGAAGGCGCCCCUGCACUUGAAGGAGCCCCACCGGCUGAAGGCGCCCCACCCGCUGAAGGGGCCCCUCCCGCUGAGGGUGCUCCACCAGCCGAAGGGGCCCCACCUGCUGAAGGUGCACCACCUGCAGAAGGCGCUCCGCCCGCAGAAGGUGCCCCACCCGCCGAAGGUGCCCCACCGGCAGAAGGCGAAGCCCCCAAACCGGAAGAGCCCACCGGCGGAUUCGAGACAUUUAAACAACUUGUAAUACACGAAAAUUACGAUAUUAUUGCUUUACCCGAAACAGUCCUAGCCCCCACUGAAAACAAAGAAGUAGUUUCUAUCCCCAAUUAUUCUUUAGUAGAGAACCGUAAGAAUAGUGGCGACGGCGUGGUUUUGUACAUAAAAAAUUCGCUUAAAUAUAAAGUUGUUGAUUUGACAGCCGAUAAUCCGGAAGAGCCUCAGUUGAAUUUCGAUCAACUUUUGGACAAACUGAAACAGAGUGCUGCAGCAGCUCCGGCGACAGAAGGCGAAACACCAGCAGCUCCUGCUGGAGAGGCUCCUGCCGUUCCUGCCGGAGAGGCUCCAGCCGCUCCUGCUGCGGAAGCUCCGGCCGCUCCUGUUGAGGGAGCUCCAGCGGAAGCGCCCCCUGCAGCUGCAACAGCGGAAACACCAGCAGUGCCGGCGGAAACACCUCCUGCUGAAGCACCACCAGCUGAAGCUGCGCCGGCUGCUGAAGCCGCUCCUGCUGAAACUGCCCCUGCUGAACCUGCCGCUGAAACUGAAACUGAGGUGCCGCCAGUUGAAGCAUCAGCUACUCCUAUCAUUGAAGCUGCCGCUUAAAAAUGAAGCCAUAUCUGUGCCGCCACGCUGCUAUUGUUCCACUUUGUUUUAUUAUUGAACUGUUUGAUUUAUUUUAUUGUAGUUUUUGAGAAAUAUAUUAUUUUUUAGACUUUG
This is a messenger RNA of Tribolium castaneum (red flour beetle), 1821 nucleotides long. RefSeq names its product wings up A (gene wupA). The record is from RefSeq and is a predicted model, not a curated record. The transcript is spliced from 13 exons. Gene Ontology annotation, biological process: muscle contraction. Bases 172 to 1707 code for a protein of 511 amino acids. Lineage: Eukaryota; Metazoa; Arthropoda; Insecta; Coleoptera; Tenebrionidae. Gene Ontology annotation, cellular component: troponin complex.